Messenger RNA from Oncorhynchus mykiss (rainbow trout), 3399 nucleotides. Its product is annotated as heparan-alpha-glucosaminide N-acetyltransferase. Lineage: Eukaryota; Metazoa; Chordata; Actinopteri; Salmoniformes; Salmonidae. The record is from RefSeq and is a predicted model, not a curated record.
CAAAGAGACUCCAAACAAAAUGAGACAACUCUACACGCAUGCAUGCAUAGUGCCCUUUGAACCCUGUUUAUAUCUGUAGCUGUCAUAAAGAUGAGUUGCAGUGGAAUUGCUUUGUUGUAGGAAAUGGAGCCUAGAAGAAUCCUCACGCAGAUCCUAUGUGUGUUCUUUCUUACAACUGGACGAAAUGAAGGAAAGCUUGAUGCAAAGUCGUGUUCAGGACGGCCUGCAUUGAAAUUAGACCAGGCAUGUCUUACGUUCCAUAACCAGCUACCAACCGGAGUUGAUGUCCUCUACACAUCUGAUUACUGCUACAAGUGUAUGUACCAGCCCCUGGUCAGUGUUCUAAAUGGUCCCCAGAAUGCAUCUGUCGUGGUCAGCACCGUCCUCACUCUGACACUGCAGUUACAACCAAUGGGCAGAAACACAACUCUCUGCAGUUGGAGUCAGUUGUAUGAAGAAGCUGCCCAUUACUCUGUCUGGAUCCAAGAGUCAGAAUCUCCCAUCAAUGUCAUUUGCUAUCAGACUGUGGAUGUCAGUCCAAGUAACAUCUAUUUCCCUCUGUUGGUGGCAGCUCUUCUACUGGCACUUAUUAGUCUCCUAUGUGUCCUUGUUCCCUACCUGUACAGGAGGCGUUGUACGACGAAGCUCAUCAAGACCAUUUGUCACGAAGGACCACAACAUGCAAUGGAUGAUGAAACCCAAGGUUGUGGGGACGAGGUUAACACUGCCCAGCCAAAACCAACACGACUGCGCUCACUGGACACUUUCCGAGGACUUUCCCUGACAAUCAUGGUUUUUGUGAACUAUGGAGGUGGAGGGUACUGGAUAUUUGAACACGCGCCUUGGAAUGGUCUUACUGUGGCUGAUCUUGUGAUGCCUUGGUUUGUGUUCAUCAUUGGGACAUCUGUAGUAUUGGCCUUCACCUCCAUGCAGAAAAGGGGAGUUAGCCGUCGGCAGCUAAUACGCAAGCUAACAUGGAGAACUGUGGUCCUCAUCCUUAUCGGCUUUUGUUUCAUGAACUACUCUCCAAAGGAUGGAUUAUUAUCUUGGUCUUGGCUGAGAAUCCCUGGAGUCCUCCAGCGUCUGGGAUUCACCUACUUCAUACUGUCUCUGAUGCAGACUUUCUGUGGCAUGAGAGAGAUCCCACUGAGCAGGGAUCGCUGGUGGGACCCUGUCCAGGAUGUGGUCUUGUAUUGGCCAGAGUGGAUCUUCAUUAUUCUCCUGGAGACAUUAUGGCUGUGUCUCACCUUUCUAUUGCCUGUGCCUAACUGUCCCACAGGUUAUUUAGGGGCAGGUGGGAUUGGGGAUAAUGGCCUUUAUCCCAACUGUACUGGGGGAGCAGCUGGGUACAUUGACAAGUGGUUAUUGGGAGAUAACAUCUACCAUUGGCCAACAUGCAAGGCAAUGUAUCGUACUACCCAGCCCUUUGACCCAGAGGGGGUUCUGGGUACUAUCAACUCCAUUGUCAUGGGAUUCAUGGGGAUGCAAGCGGGAAAAAUUCUCAUUUUUUACAGGAAAAAGGAUGUCAGCGUCCUCUCCCGAUUCCUAGUAUGGGCCAUCCUCCUGGGAAUCUCAGCAGCCAUCCUUUCUAAGUGCACGCGAGACGAAGGAUUUAUACCUGUCAAUAAAAACCUUUGGUCUCUGUCGUAUAUCACCUGUAUGGGCUGCUUCUCUUUCCUCCUGCUGGGAGUCAUGUAUUUCGUCAUGGACAUUAAGGGCUGGUGGGGCGGCCAACCCUUCAUUUACCCAGGGAUGAAUUCCAUCUUUGUGUACGUGGGUCACUCUCUCCUGGGGUCCUACUUCCCCUUCAGCUGGGAGAUGCGCUUUGUGGACAGCCACUGGGAGAAGCUGUUCCAGAGCCUGUGGGCCACCUCUCUCUGGGUCCUCAUCGCUUUCCUGCUAUACAGGAAGAAGUUCUUUCUCAAAAUCUAAUAGCGCCACAAUCCAACUCCUUUCAUUCAGUGUUUGCUUUCAUUCUGAGCCAUUGUUGUGAAAUGUAUUGCAAAUGCUUGACUUUAUUGUUUUACUGUAAAGUGUGUUGUGAUUUUAAAUGCACUUUAAAUACAGUUUGUUUUGAUCUGAUGUGAAAGUGUAUGUGGAUAAUUCUGUUAUCUAUGUAAUUAAUUAAAAUCUGUACAGUGGUCCUCAAAGAUCCUCCACAGAGAUCCUCAAAGAACCCAUAUAGCUCCACAAGGUGCCAUUGCUCGUCAAUGGUUCAUAUUUGCACCUUCGGUUAGUUGAGGGGUUCUUGGAGGAACAUUUAAUGGUUCAAUGUAGCAAAGGGUUCCUGGAGGAACCCUGGAGUGGAGGCGUGGCUUAGUAGGGGCAUGGCUUUAAGAUAGAUACUUUUCUGGCCACGUGUUAGAGUAAUUGUCAUUCCUCUUUAUCUGUUCUGUUGUAUUGUCGUCACGUCAGGGUUAAACACUGACAGUUGUGUAGCUUCAAUGAAGCUAACAGAGGUGUAUGAGUUCCUCAAGAGCCUAUGCAAAUCCCAAAUUUGGAAUAGUUAACACUUUGUUACUAUAUGUAAUCAGCAGUGUUAAUAUUAUAUGCAUAAAUAGUCAAGGAAAUGUUGCAGUGUACAAACUUAACAUGAUGAACAGGAAUUACAUUUACACUAACGGGUGGCCAAAAAUAACUAUCUGAAAGCCACACCUCCAAUCUGAUAGACUGGCACCUCUACAAUAUAUUUUUAAAAAUCUAACCCCUCCCAUCACAAAAAGCUUCCGUUUUGAACCUUUAUACAGGGGUUCAUUGAAGACCAUUUUCAGAGGGGUUCCUCAAUAUAUAUAUAUUUUUUAAUCUAUUCGUAUUUCAAAAAACUUCUGGAAAGUUCUUGGUUGUGGAGUUAUAUCAGUUGGCCUUGCACGAGCAAGAAAACGCUUAGUUAAGAACUAGGCCUAGAUUGUUCCAAGCACUCAGCUAUACCUGUAUUGUAAUGGUCGGUUAGCUAAAUAGAAUUUGAUUGAUUGAUUGACGUUGUCUUGUGGGAUUGCCAUGUUCCAUAUCUGCAUUGCUGAGAUACAAAAGGGAUGUUAAGAUUUAACUUCAUUCCUGAGAGGACCGUUCUGAGUCAGCUCUGGGUAAUUGCACUCUAAAAAAAAAUAUUAUUUCACAAUGUACGGUUUUAUAAAUGAACAUGAAAAAGUGCUAGAAAUGGUUUAAUAAACAUAAUUUCAUCUUUUGCAUGUUGAAUAGCUGUUCAUUUUCAUUCUGUCUGGUAGCCCUUUCCUGCAGUCAAAUGACCAAAUCUCCCUCUAGUGGCCUCAUAGGUGGAAUGUUAUAAUUUUUUACAUAAUUAUAAAUUAUAUUUCAGUCUUCUGUGAUGUAUAUAAAGUGUUGCAAACUCAAAAUGUAAUACAUUUCAACUCUAUAUCUGAUAUGGUACAUAUUUUUUUU